AUGGCAGAGACGGUCCAUCGAAAAGCUUGUGAUCGCUGUCACGCGCAGAAACUCAGCUGCAAACGAUAUAACGACGAGGCGUGCGAGAGGUGCGUCAGACUCAAGACGGAGUGCAAGUCUAGUCCGUCGCUACGGUAUAGGAAGAACCAGCAGCAGCUUGCGGAGAGCCAGCAACAACAGCAGCAGCAGCAACAGUUUGUUGAUAACGGGACGACUUCUUCUCUUACGGCUACUUCGAGUGGACGCCGCUCGCCGAAACGACGACGGACAGAUAGUCAAGAGGAUCCGAGUCUUGUCUCACCCGACGCGGACAACAGCCUCAGCCUGACGUCUAAGAGUCAUAUCCUCCCCGUCUCCGUCCCUGUCCCUGUCUCACCCGAUCCCGUAGUCGACAGCACCGACUUUGCCUUCACCUUCGACCAGCAGCUCGCCUUCUUCACAAAUCCUCAGUAUUUAUCUCACUCCGAGUUCCCCGGAACUCGUCCUGUGUUCUGGGAACCUGCACCUCUCUACCAGCACCAGCAUCAGCACCAGCACCAGCACCAGCACCAGCAGCCACCUGAACACCCUUAUCACCAGCCGCCGGGUGAAGUUGCACCAGAGCGUGACGCCCUUCACCAGCAGCACGUCGUGCCCCUGAGCUGUGCACCUGAGCACAGCAGCACCUCUGACAAGCGCGCGUCACGCACGCAGUCGAAGCAGCAGCAGCAGAGGAGUAGUAGACCUAGGCCCAGACAGAUCACGCUCCGCCACGACGCUGACUUGUCGCCGCUGCAGCAGCACGAGGUUCCCCCGAUUCACUGGAUGGCGCAGUUGUCCGACAUAAACGCCCGGCUGCUGGACCUGGCGUCCGCUUUGCCUUCUCCCCAGGAUGGACCGCUGAUGGCUCGUCCUGUUGAUGAGAGGUUCAGAAGUCAGGGGUUUCCCAUUGAGGAUAUGUUCAAGCUUACGCGACGUGUUGCUGAUAUUCUUGAGAAACCACCUUCCAACAAUGAUGGGAGUAAGAUGCAUCACUCUACCAUUGAUGGAAGUGAUCCGGGCAAUGCAAUGUUCAUUUUGUCAAUAUACGUGCGUCUGCUCGACAUGUAUCAACGAGUCUUCAGCCUCGUACACACAGAGCUAGCAACACAGACAGACACGGGUACGACCUUCAGCUUCUGGAAACUACCCGCCGUGACGGUAGGGUCCUUCGCUGUAGAGUCCUCUCCAUUUCUGCAGAUGUCUCUCACGAUCCAGCUGGCAGAGGAGUUCUUAUCUCGUCUGAGAGGUUCGACGGCGCGGUGGUCAGGGGCUGGGAACGCAGCUACCAUGUUCGCGGGGGUCGUGGAUGUGUCUUUUCAGGCGUUUCGGGAUCGCGAGGAGGCUUUGGCGAAGCAUCUGGUUGAGUUGCGGAGUGAGAUAGAGCCUUUGAUAGAUUCAUAG
Messenger RNA from Fusarium subglutinans, 1422 nucleotides. RefSeq lists its product as uncharacterized. Lineage: Eukaryota; Fungi; Ascomycota; Sordariomycetes; Hypocreales; Nectriaceae. Gene Ontology annotation, molecular function: zinc ion binding; DNA-binding transcription factor activity, RNA polymerase II-specific. The record is from RefSeq and is a predicted model, not a curated record. The transcript is spliced from 2 exons. Bases 1 to 1422 code for a protein of 473 amino acids. Gene Ontology annotation, biological process: regulation of DNA-templated transcription.